Molecule: messenger RNA, 1194 nt
Organism: Venustampulla echinocandica
Lineage: Eukaryota; Fungi; Ascomycota; Leotiomycetes; Helotiales; Pleuroascaceae
Exons: 2
Coding region: 1-1194 (397 amino acids)
Biological process (GO): mitotic cell cycle phase transition; regulation of cyclin-dependent protein serine/threonine kinase activity
Cellular component (GO): centrosome; cyclin-dependent protein kinase holoenzyme complex; cytoplasm
Molecular function (GO): cyclin-dependent protein serine/threonine kinase regulator activity
Source: RefSeq, a predicted model, not a curated record
AUGGCGUACCGUUCCGAGCCGUGCGAUACCUACUUCGUAGAAUCGGACGACCCGUAUCCACAACGUGCAACUCUCGAUUACAUCAAAGUGAUGGGUCGUCGGAGGCAAGAGGCUAUGGCGAACGAGCUCUCGAGACAGGCGUCCGACACCUAUAUGGACGACAUCGUCAAGCAUAUGCACCAGAUGGAGGGCGAGACACUUCCAGACGUUGCGUCUAUUGAUAUCCAGCAGGAGAUUCAGUGGUUUAUGCGGCCAUAUCUCAUCGACUUCCUCAUUGAAGCUCAUGCUGCGUUUCAGCUUCUUCCCGAGACACUAUUCCUCGCCGUCAAUCUCCUAGAUAGAUACUGCUCAAGACGAGUUGUCUACAAGCGACACUAUCAAUUGGUCGGAUGUGCGGCACUGCUCAUCGCUGCCAAGUAUGGCGACAAGAAAGAACGGGUGCCAAUGAUCAGGGAGCUAAAAUCAAUGUGUUGCUCUCUCUACGACGAGGAGAUGUUCACUCAAAUGGAAUGGCACGUCUUGAAUACCUUGGACUGGGUAGUUGGCCACCCCACCGUUGACACCUGGUUGCAACUGGCAUUGAAGGACGGACCAGCAUACGAAGACGUUGAGGUCGAGCACAUGGCGUUGUAUCUCUCAGAGAUCGCUUUGUACCACAAGGAGUUCAUCUCAAGGAAGCCUUCGGUCCUGGCCCGCGCUUCUUUGGCUCUCGCUCGGGGUAUCCUUCGUCGGCCUGAGGAUACCAUGGAGCAUCAUGACCACGAGGUCAAUCGGGUCAUCCUUGAUCUCUCUCAGAAGCUCGACUGUCCAUCUCAAGUUCUAUUCCGCAAACACGUCUCACCCCAUACCUCACGUGUUUCAACCACCGUUGAGCACUUCCUACGGGAACAAGAGGCCAUGAACAGAAGAGCCAACCCACCAACCCCCCCUACGGAGACACUUGCCCUUCCGAAGCCUGUCCCAAGCCAAGAUCUGUAUCCAGGUACCCCCCAAAAGCCGUAUGGCAACAUGGUCCAUGGUUAUAUGACGCCUCCGAUCACCCCAGAAGGUGAAUACUUCGUGGGUGGGAAUGGUAAUGAGAUGAAGGGAUACCAUCAAGCACCACGAUGCCCCGUCACUCCAACUCCGCAAGUGAACAACCAAUAUCUCCACCAGAAUUACCAACCGUACCACAAUGAAAUGGACAUGCACUGA